Molecule: messenger RNA, 3216 nt
Organism: Megachile rotundata (alfalfa leafcutting bee)
Lineage: Eukaryota; Metazoa; Arthropoda; Insecta; Hymenoptera; Megachilidae
Gene: Miox
Product: Myo-inositol oxygenase
Biological process (GO): inositol catabolic process
Cellular component (GO): cytoplasm
Molecular function (GO): inositol oxygenase activity; iron ion binding
Source: RefSeq, a predicted model, not a curated record
GAACGCGGAAAUGUACAAAGUAUCGUUCGUACCGCAUGCGUGUAUAUUGUUCGUUCGGCGGAAGGAACUUAUUGCUUAUAUGUAUAAUUGCGGAAUCGGUUUUUGUCGGGCAGCCGUAGAGAUACGAUUCGCUCGCGUUUUGCACUCGCAUACCUCUCGUUUCGUUUUCGUGUUUAGAAAGGACACGAUUAAAUGUUCGAGUUAUCGGGAAUCGCGAUAAAAAAGUACAGAGACGUUGCGAUAGAGAGGAAAAUAUUUUGAUCCGUCGGUUGUUGUCGCGACCGAUUACAAAAAAUAUGCGAGUUCGAUCGCACGCGAAGGGGGGCAGGAGGAUAAGUCUUUUUUCGCGGUCGCGUGUUCGGCGAUAGCCGGUUCGAUGCGAAUUUUCACGAUAGACGGUGCGUCGAUUGCGUAAUAGCAAAGGUUAUCGAUUUAAAGUAUUCCACGAGCAUACGACGCGACGCGGCGCAACGGGAUGGUACGAAGACGACUCGCGUAAUCUGGUCGGAUUUCUUUUUACUCUUCCUCUCCGCCGUGUCCUGCUUGCUCGCUUUCCUCGUUCUCCGCGCAGCCCUUCUACGCUCCUGGCUUCGAUAGUGGACGCGAAUAAGUAAGCCAGUGGUUCUUCCUCGGUAAUUUCCUAGCAUGAAAAUAGCAUCGAUGCGUUAUGCACUUAACACCGAUCGAAUAUAAACUGCCCCGAGGGUUUAUUCCCUUUUGCGCCAAAUCAAUUGUCGCGUAAUUGAGUUUAAUAAAUCGAGAACGCGUCGUUUCAACUACGCAAAAGGCGCGUGCGCUUCGAAUCGCGAGCAAACACCUGUUUUAAUAGCGUCACGCGAGCGUGAUAGCGCGAUCGAUUUCGUCGAAGAAAGAAUAACGAUUUCGAGGAAUUAUAGGAAGAACGCUCGAAAAGGGAAGGAAUUCGCCGUACAGGAUACCGUAGGAGCGGGAACAGAGGAGAAACGAGAGGCAAACUCUAACGGUUGAAAGCGUCGUUGAUUCUCCGUUCGAAAGAAUCUUUAUGCGUUCGCGUAAUACGUUCAUUCGGUUCCGUCCUCCUCUCCGUUGCGCCUUGUCGCGUCGCGCAACUUCGAGAACUCGGUAAUCGCUCGCCGAAUAGGGUGGUCUUUCACGAGCCUGCUAGGAAAAUACCGGUAACCGUAAUUCCAUCGUCGCGUCUCGUUCCCGGAAGAAUCUAAAUUAUUUUUUCGUCGCAUAAUGAAUAUCAUUCACAAGCGUAUCAACUACGAUAUUCUUCGCGCAUCCACUUUCGAUACGAUUACGUCCAAUUAAGUCCUUCGUUACUUAUAUAACCGUAUUCGGAUUUGACAUCGCGAAGCGCGCUUUGAAAAAAGAAUUCUUACUAGGAAGAGGACAAACGAAUUAUCGGCGGGAAAGAAAAGGGAAGAAAUAGAGGAAUCGGCGACGGAGGAACCGCGACGAAUGCGUCGAAGAGCGGAAAGGAGGAGGAGAAGGAGGAGGAGACGUCGACGAUAAAGAAGAAGAGGAAGAAGGGGCGUUCGGUUUCGCGGGAAAAGAAUUUAAGCGGCGAUGGAACGAGCGCGAAUGUGGUGAAACGAGAUAGCGUGUAUGGAACAUUACACACGUGACCAUAGUUUGAUCAAGCAGAGGUCAAGGGUGAAUUGCCUCAGAUUUAUAAGUUAAGUCGGCCGCAUGGGACUAGUCAGUCGGUGUUGCGUAUUCGAUACCCGUCGGAUUAUAUCGACAUACAGGACAGAUGUCGGCCAAAACGAUCGCACUGCCGCAACGGCAAACUAUUCUGGACCCAUCGGACAAGCAUCGGCCGGAGCCGAUUUACGCGGGGAAAUUGCAGAGCGAGUUUCGCAAUUAUUCCGAGGAUCCGACGGAUCCGGUGAAGGAACGCGUUCGUAGAACCUAUCAGAAGAUGCACGCCAACCAAACGGUCGAAUUCGUCAGGUCCCGUAUGAAGAAAUGGCUACGAUUCGACAAAUUGAAAAUGACGAUAAAGGACGCUCUGAUCAAGUUAAAUAAUUUGGUGGACGAGAGCGAUCCGGACACCGACUUGCCGAAUAUCGUGCACGCCUUCCAAACCGCGGAGUCUAUCAGAAAGGAGCAUCCCGAUUUGGAUUGGUUCCACUUGACCGGUUUGAUUCACGAUUUAGGCAAGGUAAUGGCGUUCUUCGACGAACCGCAAUGGGCCGUGGUAGGCGAUACGUUUCCCGUCGGAUGCGCCUGGGCCGAUUCGAUCGUCUACAGAGAAAGCAGCUUCGAGGACAAUCCGGACGGCAAGGACUCUCGAUACAACACCAAAUACGGCAUGUAUCAGCCAAAGUGCGGCAUCGACAACCUUCUAAUGUCCUGGGGUCACGACGAGUAUUUGUAUCAAGUGUUGGUACACAAUAACACGAAACUACCGAAGGAAGCGUUGGCUAUGAUUCGUUAUCACUCUUUCUACCCGUGGCACGCUGGCGGCGACUAUAUGCAUUUUUGUACCGACGAGGAUGUACAGAUGCUAAAGUGGAUCCAUCAAUUCAACAAACACGAUCUGUAUACGAAAAGUAGCGAGGUACCGGACAUCGAGAAACUCUGGCCGUACUACGAGUCGCUGAUCGAGAAGUACAUCCCCGGCGUGUUGGAGUGGUAAAAUCCAGCAAGCGGACCGGAUCGGAGUGUGAAUCCGCCGAGACUCGAUCCGACUAUUCUUACUUGGAGCUCGUUACUUGGAGCUGGGAAUCGUUGGAAAAACCGGGGGUUUCUUAGCGUUCAACCAGUCGGAGAAUCUGAAAACGGGGCACGUUACGAAAGAAACGGAAACGAAGCGAAACGGUAGAACGGACGACAGGUGGUGACUCGGUGAAAACGUUAACAACGUAGUCGAGGGCGAAUGAGUAACGGGGAAUAAGGAUGUCGCGUUCGGUCGGAAACUUGACUCAUCGAGUGAUCGCUCGACAAACUGGAAUCGUUUAAAAUUCAAACGGUCGCACGCGAUCCGCGUUUUUCUUUUCCCUCGUUGUUGGUCCUAAUCUUCCGACGCGAAUUUCCGAUGCCUAACGUUUUCGCUAGAUUUGCCCAAGAGAUUUCGCGACGUUUUCGUUUCUCGCUUCUCUAACUAAUUUCCGAUUGACCGAUCGAGUUUGUUAGAAACGAGACUUUCCCGAAUGCUCGUCGCGGAGUCGCCAAUAAAUCGUUGUCACUAGUUUUUGCUUACGAAUAAAGAAUUUAUUUCUGAUACAA